Molecule: messenger RNA, 513 nt
Organism: Hevea brasiliensis (rubber tree)
Lineage: Eukaryota; Viridiplantae; Streptophyta; Magnoliopsida; Malpighiales; Euphorbiaceae
Exons: 1
Coding region: 1-513 (170 amino acids)
Source: RefSeq, a predicted model, not a curated record
AUGGCCUACCGCACUGCGUACAAAAUUCCCAUUGGAAUAACCCCUUUUUGUUUGGUUUACGAAAAAUCAUGCCACCUCCCUAUCGAGCUUGAACACAAGGCCUAUUGGGCGAUUCAAACCCUAAACUUUGACUUGAAAGCUGCUAGAGAAAAGUGGCUUCUACAGCUCAAUGAACUGAAUGAAAUUAGGCAAGAUGCCUACGACAAUGCCAAGAUCUUCAAGGACAGGACCAAAAGAUGGGACGACAGGAGCAUAAUCAGAAAAGAAAUCAAAGAAGGAGACCUUGUCCUACUGUUUAACUCAAGGCUAAAGCUUUUCUCAAGAAAGUUGUGGUCAAGAUGGUCCGAACCCUUCAAGGUCACUAAAAUUUUCCCUCAUGGAGCAGUAAAAAUAUGGAGCAAAACCUCUAGUGCCUUCAAGGUUAAUGGGCUGAGAUUGAAGCCAUACUUCUCAGGAGAUACAAUUGAGAAAGGAUUCACACAAUCCUACAGCAAUCCUCCAAUUCAAUCAUAA